AAAUAAAUAGAACCAACCGACUUGGCGGUGAAUUUUCCAUGUUAGAAUUAAUCCAAUCAACUGACCUUAGCCAUUUGGUCAUUUAUUGCCUGUGACAGUUCGAGACAAUGACCAAAAUCAGCUAAUAAUGGCCCGCAUUACCAAUAUCCUGGACUUGGAUCCCAGUAGUUUAUUGUACAUUUUCAAGCUCCUCAACUUGGAGGACCAGUUGCACUUGGCACGCUGCUGUCGCCUCUUUCGGGACGCCUUCCUCCACCUGCACCGCCACCAUUUCCAGGAAGUCAUCGACAAGGACACCAGUUUAAGGACUCUGGAGGAUUGGCACACCUUUCUGUGGCUUUGUGGAGGUCGCAUCCGUACCUUGGAGUCCCACUUCGACGAUGAUCAUCCACUGCAACUGCUCCCGCUUAUCAGUAGGCAUUGCUUUCGACUGGAGGGUAUAUCCAUACACAAUGCAACGGUGGCCCGGACGCAACCUUUUCUGCUGAGGAUGUGUUCUCUGAGGAAGGUGCAUGUGCGCAACUACAAGAGCACCAGCAAGGACUUGAUCCGGGCAAUAAGGGUAAACCUGCCGCUCGUCACCAGCCUGAGCCUUGAAAGCUUCGAUCGCCGGGAGUUACAAGAAGUGCGCCACUUUAGCGAGCUAUUGGAACUGGGAUUGUACGACGAGGUCACCGCCUCGGAGUUCGCCACCAUUGUGAAACCCAUGCGGCAGCUGCGUUGCCUUCAGCUGCGCAAUGCUAAACGCUUUCUAAACACCAGCAACCUCAGGAUGCUGGCCACCAACUGCCGAAAGCUGGAAAAGCUGACGUUCCACGACUGCGAGGCUGAUCUGUUGGUCCUGCCGCAGUUUGCGAACCUCAAUUACCUGCAAAUCUACUGCCCUGAAGAGAUGAAGACGCGUUUUUUCAAGGCACUGGCCAAGAGCCACUGCUCCACGCAGCUGGAGUACCUCAUCCUGCACCGCAAGCGCUGGAUUGACGAGGAACAGGCGCAGUACAUCAGUGUCUUGAAGUCGCUUCGGUGGCUUGUGUGCAAGCCGAGGGACGAUCUCUGCGUUCGCCAUUUGUCGGAGUUGAGACGACUAGAGUGCCUUUCCGUGCAGGCCGCUCGAGAAAUCGGGGAAACGCAGCUCUCCCUGCUUGUGACCAACAACGAGCGGCUGCGGUAUCUGAACAUCUGCUAUUGUCUGGGCAUGACAGACGCCUUCGUCCUGGAGACUCUGGGCAGUUUGUCCAGACGUGCAGUUCAGCAACCCUUAGAGCUGUUUGCCGCGGCCACUGACAUCAGGCAUGACAUCAUGGAGCGGCUGCCGCAUGAUUUUCCACUGAAAAUGCUCUGUUUGAACUUUGAGUGCAGCGAGGGAAUGACCAGCAGCGAGCACUUUUAUGCCGACGAACCGGAAUUCGAUCGCCAAGCUGUAUGAGGCCUUUUCGUCCAACAACGAAUGUUUUCUUCAAUCAUUACCAAAAAACCAAAUUAAUACUUCUUUAUAUGCAGCUUUAUUCGUGAUCUUAUCACUUUAAGUGGUAUAUUUUUUGUUAUUGCACAACGAUGUAUUCAACUUUUUCACUACAAUAUUAAAAAGUAUAUUAUCCUUA
Messenger RNA from Drosophila elegans, 1601 nucleotides. RefSeq lists its product as uncharacterized. The transcript has 3 exons. The record is from RefSeq and is a predicted model, not a curated record. Gene Ontology annotation, molecular function: protein binding. The coding region runs from base 128 to 1426 and encodes 432 amino acids. NCBI's taxonomy places the organism in Eukaryota, Metazoa, Arthropoda, Insecta, Diptera, Drosophilidae.